AUGUCAUCUUUGUCAGAUCUUGAUGAUGAUUGUCAGUCAGCGGUCAAAGUCCCGAACCCUCCAUCACCGCUUAGCGGUCUUUUGAGUUUGCCUUACUUUGUAAAGUGUGAUGCCAAAGCGGGUGUGAAUGGGGAAAACAGUGACAAAUCGGAUAUUUACCUCGAUUCCGUUGGGCUUAUAAGAAAGUAUAAUUAUCCGGCGGAAGUACAUCCUGUAACAACAGACGAUGGGUAUUUACUGAACUUAUUUCGAAUACCAGGGCAGGGACCGUCGAUUUUAUUAGUGCACGGAAUUGGAGACAGUUCGGAUUCGUGGCUAGUUCUUGGACCCGAAAGCUCUUUGGCUUUUUUAUUAGCAAAUGCAGGAUUUGAUGUGUGGUUGUUUAACGCAAGAGGAAACAGAUAUAGUAAGACUAAUAUAAACAUGUUAUCGACUAAACGGUUUUGGAACUUUAGUUUCGAAGAGAUGGGAACUCACGAUCUACCAGCCACGAUUGAUUACAUUUUAAAUAAAACGUUUCGUCCCAAACUUACAUAUAUUGGAUAUUCACAAGGUACGACAACAUUUUUAAUUAUGUGCAGCUCGAAACCUGAAUAUAACGAGAAAAUAAAUCAUGCCCUGUUAUUGGCUCCAGUUACUUGGUUAACGUACACAAAGUAUCCCUUAAUGAAAUUCUGGGCUCAAAUUGUUAAUAAACUGAUGAACUUUUCUGAAAGUGCAAAGGUUUACGAAGUGUUUUCUUUUAAUAAAAAAAUAAGAGACUAUCACGCUACAGUGUGCGAUACAAAAUCUGUGUACAAUUUUCUGUGUUACGCAGAGUAUUAUUCAGGCUUUGGUUUAAAAAAUUUAAUCGAUUUAAUACCUGGGAGACUGCCUAUUAUAGCAAGUCACAUACCGGCGGGAACAUCGGCGAAAACAUUUUUUCAUUUCAUUCAAAUUUACGCCAGUAAAAGAUUUCAAAGAUACGACUAUGGGUUCGAGAGGAAUAAAGAAAUGUAUUCAUCCGUUAAGCCACCAGAAUAUAAUGUUUCAAUGAUUUCCGUACCAAUUACGUUAUUUGUGAGUGAAGUGGAUUGGUUCGGUGAUACAGAAGACGUGAACACAUUGAAAAGCAAAUUAAACAGUAUUGAACAGGUUGUGGUUAUAAGUAAAAGCGCCGAAUUUAGCCACCUUGAGUUUGUUUACGGUUCUCGUGUAAACAACUAUAUUAAUGAACCAGUGAUAAAUAUUUUAAAAGCAGUGUCUUUACGGUAA
This is a messenger RNA of Colias croceus (clouded yellow), 1254 nucleotides long. Its product is annotated as lipase 3-like. Gene Ontology annotation, molecular function: hydrolase activity, acting on ester bonds. Bases 1 to 1254 code for a protein of 417 amino acids. Lineage: Eukaryota; Metazoa; Arthropoda; Insecta; Lepidoptera; Pieridae. The record is from RefSeq and is a predicted model, not a curated record. The transcript has 2 exons.